Pimephales promelas (fathead minnow) is the source of this 707-nucleotide messenger RNA. The record is from RefSeq and is a predicted model, not a curated record. Lineage: Eukaryota; Metazoa; Chordata; Actinopteri; Cypriniformes; Leuciscidae.
UAGCCAACAGAAGUUGAUGAAUAAAUAAAUUACAUUUUUAUUAAUCUAGUCACAUGUAAAUGCACAGUCCUAGUUGUGGUUCGAAUAUUGCAUAGUCAUUGUGACUGCACUGCGCCUUUAAAUAAUCCCAAAUCUGGCAUUGUGAUCUGUGGGAAGCCUUGGCAAACCCAAAGCGUCAACACAAAACAAACACCUGUCAUAGGUGAAUACAGAUAUUCUGACAGCGAAUGAAAUUGCAAAGUACAGCUUUGUUUUAAAAAUAAAUGUGCAUCUUAAUAAGAUUUUGACUUCCGGUGUAGCCUAUUUGAGCGCUCACAAACAGAGCUGAAGCAAAAUAUUGUGACCACGUAGUAGAUACCGAGGUGUUUAUGAUGAUGAUGAGAAGAGUUUCUAAGGUGGUUUUGAGUGUCGAACAGUCUGAAGGCGUCGGAGCUCGAGUUCGCAGAAGCAUUGGACGGAAAGAGUUGCAGAAUCUCGACCCUUUUUUGAUGCUGGAUGAAUUCUGUAUCGCCAAACCAGCGGGUUUUCCUGAUCAUCCUCAUCGUGGAUUUGAGACGGUAACAUACUUGUUGAGUGGAGUAACAGCCCAUGAAGACUUCUGUGGUCACAGUGGCAGGUUGGAGCCUGGGGACCUUCAGGUAGAACAACGAGACCUUACCAUCUCUCGAAAUGAUGAAACACUCAUUACUUAAAGGACUAGUUCACUU